Messenger RNA from Scophthalmus maximus (turbot), 3255 nucleotides. Its product is annotated as protein EFR3 homolog B-like. Gene Ontology annotation, cellular component: plasma membrane. Gene Ontology annotation, biological process: protein localization to plasma membrane. The record is from RefSeq and is a predicted model, not a curated record. The transcript is spliced from 24 exons. Lineage: Eukaryota; Metazoa; Chordata; Actinopteri; Pleuronectiformes; Scophthalmidae. Bases 249 to 2924 code for a protein of 891 amino acids.
CUGAUCAAUCACACCCAUUGAUCAUCGAUCAGGGUCUGCGGGUCGGCUUGUGUUACAUAAGCAGCUGCGGCUGUGUCAGAGGGAGACGACUGUAAGAGAACGACGACACUGAUGACGAGAGGCAGGAAUUUACACUCUGCUGGAAGUUUCCACAUGAGCGAUCUGCUCUUGGUCGGAGGAGUCGAGGACGUCUCCUCUUCCUCCUCCUCCUCCUCCUCCUUGCAGGACGACUCCGGGUUACCGCGGCGAUGCCAGGGACGCUCCCCAGGUUUCCCAGCAUGCCCGCCUUGUUCGGAUCGCUACCCAGAGGGGUCAGCUCGCCCAGUUUACCACGAGGCGUGACCAUGCCCAACCUGCCCACUUUGCCCACUUUACCCAGUUUACCCAGUUUUCCCAGUUUACCCAGCAUGCCCCGAAGUGUGACCAUGCCCAGCCUGCCCAGGGGGUUGUCGCUGCCGAGAGCUGUCUCCAUGCCGACCGUGUCCCUGGCUCAUCGGAGGCUGCUGCGGGACUGCUGCUCCGUGCUGGACCAUCAGACGCCUGGAGGUCUGUGCGGCUGCUGCUGGGCGUUACGUCCUCGCUACAAGAGGCUGGUGGACAAUAUUUUCCCAGAAGACCCUGAGGAUGGGCUUGUGAAAGUCAACAUGGAGAAGUUGACGUUCUUCGCUCUGUCAGCUCCAGAGAAACUGGAUCGUAUUGCUGCGUAUCUGUCAGAGCGUCUGACCAGAGAACUCAACCGCCACCGCUACGGGUACGUUGUCAUAGCGAUGGAGGCGUUGGAGCAGCUGCUGUUGGCCUGUCACUGUCAGAGCAUCAACCUGCUGGUGGAGAGCUUCCUCAGUACGCUGCGUCUGCUGCUGGAGGCCGACAGGCCACACCUCCACAUCCUCGCCACCAGCUCUUUUGUGAAGUUCGCCAACAUUGAGGAGGACACGCCGUCGUACCAUCGCAGCUACGACUUCUUCGUGUCUCGCUUCAGCCAGAUGUGUCACUCGGAACACGAAGACGCCGACACCAGGAACAAGAUCCGGGUGUCAGGGAUCCGUGGUCUGCAGGGCGUGGUCAGGAAGACGGUGGACGACGAACUGCAGGUAAACAUUUGGGAACCUCGUCACAUGGAGCAGAUUGUCCCCGCCCUGCUGGUCAACCUGCAGCAGCACACACACACCAACAGCGAGUCUCCAGCAGAGCAGACUGAAGUGUGUUUCCGGGAGCUGUUGUGUCGAGCUGCUUAUGGACACAUCAACAACGCCAUCAGACCAGUACUCAUGCAUCUGGACAGUCACAGACUUUGGGAAGGACGAAGUUUUGCUGUUCGGUGUUUUCAGAUCAUCAUGUACUCGAUCCAGUCCCAACACUCCCACCUGGUGAUCCAGCAGCUGUUGGGUCACCUGGACGCCAACAGUCGCAGUCCGGCAUCGGUGCGAGCCGGGAUCGUGGAGGUUCUGUCGGAGGCCGCCGUCAUCGAGGCGACAGGAUCUGUGGGUCCCACGGUGCUCGAGGUGUUCAACACACUGCUGCGGCAGCUCAGGCAGAGCGUCGACUACCAGCUGACUGGUUACUAUGACAACACGGGACAACACGAAACCACCUCGGCCGAGGAGAAAACGCUGCAGGACAGCGUCAUCAAGACGAUCGGGUCCUUCGCCAACACGCUUCCUGUUUACCAGAGGUCAGAGGUCAUGCUGUUCAUCAUGGGGAAGAUCCCCGUUCCUGGUAUCUACCCCGCCCUGGGGUCCCCCAACGCCGGGUUUGAAGGAAGCAGAAUGAUCCAGGUUAUGCUGUUGAAGUCUCUGCUGCAGGUGUCGGAGCGUUAUGAAAGCAGUAACCUGCUGAUGGCGCUGCCCUCGUCCUUCCUGGAGCCGCUGCUGUCCUUCACUCUGAUGGAGGAGCCCGAGAUCCGUCUGCUGGUUCUGUCCAUCCUCACCUCGCUCAUCGACCGGCGCCAAAACGCCGCCAGACUCCACCCGGCCAGCGUGACGUUUGAUGUGUCAGUGUUGGAGCUGAAGGACGACUCGUGCUCUCGGCAGGACGUCCUGUUCAUGAGGAAGCACGCUCAGCGUCUCUACAGACACGUCUACCUCACCUGUAAAGAGGAGAGCAGUGGGCGGAGCCACUAUGAGGCUCUCUUCACCCUAUUGGCCGUCCUGAGUGUGGAACUGGCCAAUGAAGAGGUGUUGGUAGACCUGAUGCGAUUGGUCCUGGCUCUGCAGGAGCUGGCGUUGUCAAAUCACGAGAGUCUCUCUGUGUUCAACCGCUGCGGCGUUCACGCGGUCUGUGCUGCCUCCCUCAGCCUGCUGUCACGGCUUGGCCCGCCUCCGCCCCUGCACCUACACGUCACACAGGUCAUAGAGAGUCGUCAGCAGGAAGCUCGUCACCUGCUGCCUCAUCACGUCCUCUGUGACCAGCCCAGUCUACCUGAGGGUGAGCUGAAAGUGGACGACUCUCUUCUCUUCGUCCAAUCAAAGAUGUGCGAGGCUCUGACAGGAAGCAGCUACAGCUCCGAACGCAUCAACACACCAUACACACCUCAGCUCACAGAUGAGGAUCGUCUGUCGAAGAGGAAAAGUAUUGGAGACGUUGUCUCUCUGCAGAUGGACAUGGACCCACAGUUCUGUCUUGAUGCUCAGCAGAAACCUCCAACGGAUCAGAUCACCUUUGAGACUCUGAAGAACGCCAUCGACGACAGAGGAGGCGAGGAGGAGGAGGAGAGGAGGAAGAGGAGGCGCGUGGUGGAGCGGUUUCAGACGGCGCCGUUCGAGGAAAUCGCCGCUCACUGCGGAGCGAAGACGUCGUCUCUUCAGUCGAGACUCGAUCAGGUCUUCGAGUUGAUCAUCCGUCCUCCUCCGUCUCCGUCCGGACACUCGCCGCCUCGCUCCACGCCGCUCUACGAGAUGAAGUUCCCCGACCUGUGUGUCUACUAGAAGCACACACACACACACACACACUCAGCCAUGAAUUAUUAUUAAUCUGUGGAAGCGCUUUCCUCAGUUAGUGUGACAUGUUAGGAGAGGACACGAGGUAGGGAAUGGAAGAAGGAGGUACAAUGGUUGGAUUAAAUGAAAAUAUAUAACAUGAUGGCUGAUUUUAUUGUUAUGUUUUGUCUCUGCAUCCUCAUUUGAUUUAUUGAUUAUUGAUUAUCGACUGUUUCCUGUUUUGUGUCUGUGAGAUAUUUGUCACUUCUCCUCAGUUCGAUCGUCAGAGGUCAAUCUGUUCACCAAGCAGAGGACUGCUCUAAUAAAAUGUUACUGUAAA